Acomys russatus (golden spiny mouse) is the source of this 1459-nucleotide messenger RNA. RefSeq names its product thyroid hormone receptor alpha (gene Thra). The record is from RefSeq and is a predicted model, not a curated record. The transcript has 8 exons. NCBI's taxonomy places the organism in Eukaryota, Metazoa, Chordata, Mammalia, Rodentia, Muridae. The coding region runs from base 110 to 1342 and encodes 410 amino acids. Gene Ontology annotation, biological process: positive regulation of transcription by RNA polymerase II; negative regulation of transcription by RNA polymerase II; thyroid hormone receptor signaling pathway. Gene Ontology annotation, molecular function: nuclear receptor activity; RNA polymerase II cis-regulatory region sequence-specific DNA binding; zinc ion binding.
GCCUGGGUGGCGGGGGGUGGGUGGCCUGUGGGCGUGUCGGGGGGUGGGGCAGUGCGCCCACCCCAGUCUCUUGGCGUGCUGGAGGGCAUCCUGGAUGGAAUUGAAGUGAAUGGAACAGAAGCCAAGCAAGGUGGAGUGUGGGUCAGACCCAGAGGAGAACAGUGCCAGGUCACCAGAUGGAAAGCGAAAAAGAAAGAACGGCCAAUGUUCCCUGAAAACCAGCAUGUCAGGGUAUAUCCCUAGUUACCUGGACAAAGACGAGCAGUGUGUCGUGUGUGGGGACAAGGCAACCGGUUAUCACUAUCGCUGUAUCACUUGUGAGGGCUGCAAGGGCUUCUUUCGCCGCACAAUCCAGAAGAAUCUCCAUCCCACCUAUUCCUGCAAGUAUGACAGCUGCUGUGUCAUCGACAAGAUCACCCGGAAUCAGUGCCAGCUGUGCCGCUUCAAGAAGUGCAUCGCCGUGGGCAUGGCCAUGGACUUGGUUCUAGACGAUUCAAAGCGGGUGGCCAAACGCAAGCUGAUUGAGCAGAACCGGGAGCGGAGGCGAAAGGAAGAGAUGAUCCGAUCCCUGCAGCAGCGACCAGAGCCCACUCCGGAAGAGUGGGACCUGAUCCACGUUGCCACGGAGGCCCAUCGCAGCACCAAUGCCCAGGGCAGCCAUUGGAAGCAGAGGCGAAAAUUCCUGCCGGAUGACAUUGGCCAGUCACCCAUUGUCUCCAUGCCGGACGGAGACAAGGUAGACCUAGAGGCCUUUAGUGAGUUUACCAAGAUCAUCACCCCGGCCAUCACCCGUGUGGUGGACUUUGCCAAAAAACUGCCCAUGUUCUCCGAGCUGCCUUGCGAAGACCAGAUCAUCCUACUGAAAGGGUGCUGCAUGGAGAUCAUGUCCCUGCGGGCAGCUGUCCGCUAUGACCCCGAGAGUGAUACCCUGACACUGAGUGGGGAGAUGGCGGUUAAGCGGGAGCAGCUCAAGAAUGGCGGCCUGGGUGUAGUCUCAGAUGCCAUCUUUGAACUGGGCAAGUCACUCUCUGCCUUUAACCUGGAUGACACGGAAGUGGCUCUGCUGCAGGCUGUGCUGCUAAUGUCAACAGACCGCUCCGGCCUGCUCUGCGUGGACAAAAUCGAGAAGAGUCAGGAGGCGUACCUGCUGGCAUUUGAGCACUACGUCAACCACCGCAAACACAACAUUCCGCACUUCUGGCCCAAGCUGCUGAUGAAGGUGACUGACCUCCGCAUGAUCGGGGCCUGCCACGCCAGCCGCUUCCUCCACAUGAAAGUCGAGUGCCCCACCGAACUCUUUCCCCCGCUCUUCCUCGAGGUCUUUGAGGAUCAGGAAGUCUAAAGCCUCAGGCGGGCCAGAGGGGUGUGCGGAGCUGGUGGGGGAGGAGCCUGGAGAGAAAGGACAGAGCUGGGGGCUGAGGGAGAAACCCCCCCACCUCUUCUCUCUCUUCCUCCCAUC